GAUUUUACGAUAAAGUUAAAAAGAACUGGGUUUAAUUAGUAAAUUAGACCCUAAAACGAAAAACGGUUCCUUAAAAUUUUUUUUAUUCUUAUAACUCUCAAUAUACAUACAUAUACACAAUGCUAAUAAUUUAAAACAAAUUUUAUUGAAUAGAUGAGAACGAUGAGAAUGUCAAUUGCGCCUAGCCGAACAAACCCUAUUCGAUGGAAUUCCGAAUGUGCUGAAAUGUUCUCUCAUUAGAAUUGCUUUCAGUCUCUGGUUGUCGGUGUUACAGUUAAAACACGCGCGCGGGAUUUCCUGUCCGUUCGAUAAGCGUUGAGCGAGCGCAGCAAAUCGCAGUGAAUUUUAUUGGGACGUUGUGGCAGACUGAAUUUAAAUCUAUUCCAACUACAUUUUUUCACUGUCUUCGAUUUGGCGCGUACACAUUUGCAAAGUACAUAUGAACUGGUGUCAGAUAAGCUUAUAGGCCAGUAAUAGGCGUAAGGGACGUGGACGUGUCUUGAUAUAAACAAAUAAACCCGAUAUUCAUGACCCAGAUCUUCGAACUGUUGUGGAUUAAAAACGUAUGCAUGCAUAUAAAUGACAUUGCCUUUAACGAAACAGUGCCCGAAGGCCUGAUAAAGUCGGUACUUUUGCAAGUGAUGACGAUUUAAAAUUUGGGCAUACAAUAGAAGUGAAUAGAUUUACUGGCAGGCAGUUUCCACGACACGACGGAUUUAGAACGUGAAUCAGAUUAACAGCGUGGGUGCGUGCAAGGUCGCUUACAUAGUAGUAAAGAAGUAAAUAGUGACAGUGCAAAAUGGCGGUGGCGACAAAAGACAACGUUUUCGGCGUCAGUAGUAAUAGCCUUUUCGCCUAUGGCGUGAUGGUAGCGUUUUGGGCGCUUUCACUGAGAAUAUCACAAAUUGAAGCCCAAAAUCCACCACAGCAACAGGUGUGUCCCGAGCAGAAUGACAUUGCACCCUGUAUCUGUACAGUGAAGAAGAACGGUUUGGAUAUUUUGUGUGAAACCACGGAUUUGGCACAUAUAACGAAAUCAAUGGGCACCUUGAAAGGGCAGAGUCCCAUCAUUUUCUAUUUGAAAUUACGUCACAAUAACCUACCAAAACUACAAGGAUUUGUCUUUCUGGCGCUUGAUAUCCGCCAUUUGACAAUUCACAACAGCAGUUUGGCAGCCAUAGAGGAGAAUGCGCUCAGCUCAUUGGGUAACGGACUGACACAGUUGGACAUUUCGCAGAAUCAAAUGAAGACAGUACCAUCUGCAGCCUUAAAGCAUCUUUACCAUUUGUUAAUUCUGAAUUUGAAUCACAACAAAAUUAGUGUAAUUUAUAAUAAUGCAUUCGAAGGCUUGGAUACUUUGGAAAUACUUACACUUUACGAGAACAAAAUAGUCACCAUAGAACCCGAAGCUUUCAGAGGACUUGAAAAAAAACUGAAACGAUUAAACCUUGGAGGUAAUGAUCUCACUGCGGUACCACAGCAGGCUCUCUCCAUACUUGACACUCUGAAGAAAUUGGAAAUUCAAGAGAAUAAAAUCGGCAGCAUUCGUGAAGGCGAUUUUGCAGGAAUGGAGAGUUUGGACUCUUUGAUUUUGGCGCACAACAUGAUCACCACUGUACCAGCCAAUGUGUUUUCCCAUCUAAGUAUUUUAAAUUCAUUGGAAUUGGAGGGGAAUAAAAUAGAAAUCAUAGACAAGGACGCUUUCAAGGGAUUGGAAGAAAAUCUUCAAUAUCUCCGUUUGGGUGACAACAAUAUUCAAUCUAUACCCAGCGAAGCUUUGCGUCCACUGCAUCGGCUGCGUCACCUAGAUUUAAGAAAUAACAACAUAAGUUUUAUACAAGAAGACGCUUUCGCUGGCUAUGGAGACUCACUGACUUUCCUCAAUUUCCAAAAGAAUGACCUGAAGGUUUUACCGAGUAUGAUUUUUGAAAAUCUCAACUCACUCGAAACUCUCAACAUCCAAAAUAACAAGCUGUCGCGGAUACCUCAAGAUAUCAUGGAGCCAAUCACCGACACGCUACGCAUAAUUGACAUCACAGAUAAUCCGUUGAUUUGCUCGUGUGAACUUACCUGGUUCCCGAAGCUUUUGCAAGAUCUGAAGAACAGAGAUGACGAAAUGGCACAGAAGAAGAAGCCCACUUGUCUUAUGCCCAUAGAAAAUCGACAAUACUAUGUACAAACAAUGCCAUUGGAGAAAAUGCACUGUGGUGGUAAAAACUCUGCCCCCACCGUACUCAACAGUGCUGUGCUGUAUGCUAACGUUCUAACCAACGUUGCCCUAAGCAUAUUAGCUGCAGUGAGUAGGUUUUAAGCUGCCACGCUAAGGCGCCACAAUUAGGAGCAAUUUUACUGGAAUUUCAAAAAUCACUGCAAAUGAUUGCACUAGAAGCGUGUUCUCUAUUAUACGCUGGGACGAAAUACAUUCAUACAUAUAGAUAUAUUGGUACCACGCCGCAACAGUGAAACUGUUGAAGAGUGUCAUAGAUAUGCGCACAGACAUAAUUGCUGAGAAGAAUUUGGGUACAUUGUUGCAAAUUGUAUAUGCAUACAUAUCAUAUAUAUGGAUGCCAUUAGGCUCAUACACGCAUACAUAUCAAAUAAGUACUAAGGUUUUGUGAAAAGUUUACGAUAGCCUGUAAGAAAAAUGCAUUAGUUAUACACUAACGGUUACUUUUUGACACAUUUUUUUGCCGAAAGUUACCUAAAAGGGAGAACAAUUGAAACUUAGGAGCUACAUGAACUCUAUUUAUUGCAACUAAAUAUAUAUAUAUGUUUGCGCCUAAUAUUCCUAUUCUAAUGUUUACUAAAAGGUAUUUGCUGAAGCGAUAUAUUAUAAUUUUGACUUCAUAUACAUACAUACAUAUUUAUAUUUAACAUACUAUAAAACGAUCUAAUAUCAAAGGGAAGCUACUAAUGCAAAAUCAAUGUCGUCGUUGUGAGAUACAAUCAUUUUUAUGUUUGUGUAUAUUUAACAAAUGAAAACUAUAAAUUUAAAAAACUAAAUUAAGACAGUUCACUUCAAUUUCUAUGCUUCUUACAAAACAUAGCUAAAUGUGUAUUAACGUUUAUCACAUUAAAAAAUAAGAAUGUUUCUAAAAUUAAAAAGUUUUAUGCGUGUUAAAUUUAUGUAAGUGCACCAACAUGUUACAAGAACUGAUUACGGAAUAAGUAGUUUGUGCUCAUAACAUGGGCAUGAGAGUUGGAAAAUUAUCGAGCUACAUACAUACAUAUGCAUUUGAUAAUCGGAAAAAUGCAUUUGGUGAAACGUGUUCCGGAUAAUCUCAAAUUUCGUUUGUUAAAUUUACUUAAAAUAUUCGCUUUAGUUUUAAAUUAUUAUGCAUUAUGGUAUCUAAUUGGCUUUAACUGAAGAGAAUAGUAAUAGUAGUAGUUUAAAAAGGCUUUAUUUAAAUUUUAUUAAUUAAAUAUUAAUUUUUUGUUAUAUAAUUCAUAAUAGUAUGUAAAUUGUACUCAUUCACAACCUGGACAUAGGUACAUCAUAUGUAAUAACUAUUUAUUGAGUUAUUUAUAUUUGAAAAUGUUGUUUUCGAAAUGUCUUAAAAAUGUUCUGAAGAACCAAUACGUAAUAGCGAUUUUUAUUGUCCCAAAGCUUCAUUAACUAUUCGUUAAAAAAUAAUCAAGUUAUAAUACAUACAUACAUAUCAGCAUGUGCUAUGCAAUUGUAAAGCCGAGAUUAAAAGAUUAAUACGUUUUUAUAAACACUUACCAGAUGGAUUUAUUUUCGUCUAAAAUGCAAACAAAAUUGUUGAUUGCUUGAGAAUCUAUUUAUGUGUAUGAACACAUACAUAUGUAGGUAAAUACAAACGCAUACUUGUAUGUACAAUACAAUUAAAAUAUAAGGCAAAACAUUUUUAGUAUUUAAAUUUUUUACGAGUAACGCUGUAAAAUAUAUUCAAUGUAAUGAGUAAUGGCAUAUAAUCUUUGAGAAACGAAAGUAUGAAAAUAUUUUCAAAACAGUUGGGUCAAUAAUCAAAGGUUGUAUGUAUGUACUCAGAAACAGAAUUUUAUUAUACACUCAAAUAUACAAGUGUAGGAAUUGAGACACAUUGAAAACUUUUGAAAUUUCAUUUAAAUAAGAUACAUAUAUGAAAAAUGUUGUAAAGUAUUUUGUACUCAGAUUAUCUUGUUAGACAUCCAAUAUACAAGUGUAUUCACUAAUUAUCGAAAUUCAUUUUAUAUAUUCGAAAAAUUAAGAUCUUUAAUUUAAAACUUAUUUAAAUUAUUAUUUAUUUUUUGUAAUUAUAAUAAUGUGUUUAAUGUAUAUGCUACAUGCUAGUAAACUAAUGAGCAGCUUCAUCAAAUAGGGUCAGAUUUGGCAGCUCUUAGUUUGAUAAUGUGAUAAGCAUAUUCUUAAGACAUUUUUUGAAUGAUAACGUUACUAAAAAUAUACCUGUAUUACGUUAAAGAACAAUAAAGAACAGCCGGUUUAGUCUUGACAACAA
This is a messenger RNA of Bactrocera oleae (olive fruit fly), 4460 nucleotides long. RefSeq names its product leucine-rich repeat-containing protein let-4. Gene Ontology annotation, molecular function: protein binding. The record is from RefSeq and is a predicted model, not a curated record. Lineage: Eukaryota; Metazoa; Arthropoda; Insecta; Diptera; Tephritidae.